Molecule: messenger RNA, 960 nt
Organism: Pectinophora gossypiella (pink bollworm)
Lineage: Eukaryota; Metazoa; Arthropoda; Insecta; Lepidoptera; Gelechiidae
Exons: 4
Coding region: 1-960 (319 amino acids)
Cellular component (GO): extracellular region
Source: RefSeq, a predicted model, not a curated record
AUGGGGCGAAGGACAGCAUUGGUUUUACUAUCUCUUCUGGCGGCAGCGUCGGCGGCGCCGGCUCCCCAGUACGGGCCUGGUUGCUGCAACCCUUGCUGUAACCCCUGCCCGUCCCCUUGCGACCCGUGCGCCCCCCCACCAUGCGACCCGUGCGACCCGUGCAACCCGUGCCCUUGUAACCCAUGUAACCCUUGUAACCCAUGCAACCCUUGUAACCCAUGUAACCCUUGCGUCCCAUGCAACCCUUGUAACCCAUGCAACCCGUGUGGGUCAAUGAACACGUGUCGUAUUUGCUCCGUGCCGGCUCCACCACCUGGAACGUACCCUACAUACUGCCCAGACCCUAGCAUACCCGCACCAAGUACAAACGGUGAUGGCCCGAUCAAGGCCCUGAUCCCGCGAAAUGCAGACAUCGAACGCCUCAGGAGCUGCGGCUUCCAAUGCCUCAAGGUCCCUGGAGGCACUAUCCUGGUCAAGAACAACCCUGAAGUGGUCAUCCAACCGCCUCCUAUCCUGAUCCGUCCGCCAUCCCAAGGCUUGGCUAUCCAACCACCUUCGAUAACCGUGCAACCACCGACACCACACCCGAUAACUCCGCCUCCAAUUUGCGUGCGACCAGCUCCGUUACCACCCAUAUCUCCGCCAUCCAUUUGUGUGAAGGUUCCACCACCGAACUGCAUCACUCCACCACCGAUUGUCGUGCGACCUCCCUGCCCUCCUCCUGUGCAGCCCCCAUCGAUCAGCAUCAGGCCCCCACUACAACCCCCGAUUCAGCCACCAUCAGUCUCAGUCAGGCCCCCAACGCCAGCAAGUCUGCAACCGCCGAGCAUUUGCGUGCCCCUGUCCGCGCUUAAUCCCCUGAAUCCGUUGAACCCUUUGAACCCCUAUGGUCCUUGUGGACCCUGCUCAGGUCCCUGUCCAUGCCCACCACCCCCUUGCCCGUGUCCAUGCGGCAUUUAA